Ceratotherium simum simum (southern white rhinoceros) is the source of this 3610-nucleotide messenger RNA. NCBI's taxonomy places the organism in Eukaryota, Metazoa, Chordata, Mammalia, Perissodactyla, Rhinocerotidae. The record is from RefSeq and is a predicted model, not a curated record.
AGACAAGCUCCUCUGAAGCGAGAAGCUGCCCUCAGCUGUGAGUCCUGUGCAAGAUCACUAAUGAUUACCUGGCAUUUCUGCAUCACAGGCGGGUCCUCAGGGUUUGUGUGAGUUUGCAAACAUGUUCACCGUUUCUCAGACCUCGAGAGCAUGGUUCAUCGAUAGAGCCCGUCAGGCUCGUGAGGAAAGGCUUGUGCAGAAGGAGCGGGAGCGGGCAGCCGUGGAGAUUCAGGCCCACGUCCGGAGUUUUCUCUGUCGGCGUCGACUGAGGAGAGAAAUCAGGAGAGAGAUUGAUGAGUUUUUUACGGCAGAUGACUCGGGGUCCAGUAAAAGAAGUGCACUUUGUAUUUUUAAGAUUGCCAGGAAACUGCUGUUCUUGUUCAGAAUUAAAGAGGAUAAUGAGAGAUUUGAGAAGUUGUGUCGCUGCAUCCUGAGCAGCAUGGAUGCUGAGAACGAACCCAAGGUGUGGUAUGUGUCCCUGGCUCUUUCCAAGGAUCUCACCCUCCUAUGGAUUAAACAGAUCAAAGACAUUCUGUGGUAUUGCUGCCAGUGUCUUCAGCAGCUCAAGCCUGAAAUUUUACAAGACUCCAGACUUGUCACGCUGUACCUCACAAUGCUUGUCACCUUCACAGACACUUCAAUGUGGAAAAUUCUCCGGGGAAAAGGUGAGAGUCUUCGACCAGCCAUGAACCACAUUUGUGCAAAUAUAAUGGGACAUCUCAACCAGCAUGGAUUUUAUUCUGUGUUGCAGGUCUGUGACCCCCGUCUUAAUGGAUAUGAAGUGGUAUCUCACCGUCAUUUUGAUUCGCAGUUCCCUGGUUCAUGUGCAGACCUGUCUGAAUCAGGUGAUCUGUCUGUGUCUAGCCCUGUGAUUGCUGCACAAUUUUCAGACAAUCUGAUUCGGCCAUUCCUCGUCCACAUCAUGUCCGUGCCUGCUCUUGUGACUCAUCUCAGCACAGUGACCCCUGAGCGCCUCACUGUUUUAGAAUCUCAUGACAUGCUUCGUAAAUUCAUCACCUUUUUAAGAGACGAAGAUCGAUGCCGUGAUGUAUGUGAAAGUUUAGAAGGGUGCCAUACGCUUUGUCUAAUGGGCAACCUCCUGCACUUGGGCUCCCUCAGCCCCCGAGUGUUAGAGGAGGAGACAGACGGGUUUGUGAGUUUGCUCACCCAGAUGCUGUGCUACUGUCAGAAGUACGUGUCUCAGAAGAAAUCCAACCUGACCCACUGGCACCCUGUCCUUGGCUGGUUCUCCCAGUCUGUGGACUACGGCCUUAACGAGUCAAUGCCCUUGAUCACCAAACAGCUGCAGUUCCUGUGGGGGGUGCCUCUGAUCCGGAUCUUCUUCAGUGACAUCCUGAGCAAGAAGCUGCUAGAGAACCAGGAGCCAGCUCAUGUGCAGCCGGCAUCCCCACAGAACAUGCUUCCCGUGAAGAAUCUCCUGAAGCGUGCGUUUCAGAAAUCUGCAUCCGUUCGGAAUAUUCUCAGGCCUGUCGGGGGUAAACGUGUUGACUCUGCGGAGGUGCAGAAGGUUUGUAACAUCUGCGUCCUCUACCAGACCUCGCUGACGACGCUAACCCAGAUCCGGCUGCAGAUCCUCACAGGUCUCACUUACCUUGAUGACCUGCUGCCCAAACUUUGGGCAUUUAUCUGUGAGCUGGGGCCCCAUGGAGGGUUAAAGCUCUUCUUGGAAUGCCUAAACAAUGACACUGAAGAGUCGAAGCAGCUCUUGGCCAUGCUGAUGCUGUUCUGUGACUGUUCCCGGCACCUAAUCACGAUCCUUGAUGACAUUGAAGUUUAUGAAGAACAAAUUUCAUUCAAACUGGAAGAGCUGGUCACCAUCUCCUCUUUUCUGAACUCCUUUGUGUUUAAGAUGAUCUGGGAUGGAAUUGUAGAGAAUGCCAAGGGCGAGACCUUGGAGCUGUUCCAGUCCGUCCACGGCUGGCUGAUGGUGCUGUAUGAGCGGGACUGCCGGCGGCGCUUCGCCCCCGAGGACCACUGGCUGCGAAAGGACCUCAAACCUAGUGUGCUCUUCCAGGAACUCGACAAGGACCGAAAACGGGCACAGCUGAUCCUGCAAUACAUCCCUCACGUCGUUCCUCACAAAAACAGAGUUCUCCUGUUCCGAAACAUGGUUACCAAGGAGAAGGAGAAACUGGGCCUCGUGGAGACCAGCUCGGCCUCCCCUCACGUCACUCACAUCACCAUCCGACGGUCCCGGAUGCUGGAGGACGGCUACGAGCAGCUUCGGCAGCUCUCCCAGCAUGCUAUGAAGGGCGUGAUCCGCGUGAAGUUUGUCAAUGACCUUGGGGUGGACGAGGCAGGGAUUGAUCAAGAUGGCGUUUUCAAGGAGUUCUUGGAAGAGAUCAUCAAGAGGGUGUUCGACCCGGCCCUCAAUCUGUUCAAGACAACCAGUGGGGAUGAGAGACUCUACCCUUCGCCCACGUCCUACAUUCAUGAGAACUACCUGCAGCUCUUUGAGUUUGUGGGCAAGAUGCUGGGGAAGGCUGUGUAUGAGGGAAUUGUGGUGGACGUGCCCUUUGCGUCCUUCUUCCUGAGCCAGCUGCUUGGGCACCACCACAGUGUCUUCUAUAGCUCUGUGGAUGAACUGCCUUCUCUGGACUCGGAGUUCUAUAAAAACCUCACUUCCAUUAAGCGCUACGAUGGGGACAUCUCUGAUCUGGGCUUGACGCUGUCGUACGACGAGGACGUGAUGGGUCAGCUUGUUUGCCAUGAACUGAUUCCUGGAGGGAAGACCAUUCCUGUUACAAAUGAAAAUAAAAUUAGCUACAUCCAUCUGAUGGCACAUUUUCGAAUGCACACUCAAAUCAAAAACCAGACAGCUGCCCUCAUUAGCGGAUUCCGUUCCAUUAUCAAGCCCGAGUGGACCCGGAUGUUUUCAACCCCUGAGCUACAGCGUCUCAUCUCCGGUGACAAUGCUGAGAUUGAUCUGGAAGAUUUAAAGAAACACACGGUGUACUACGGUGGUUUUCAUGGAAGUCACAGGGUCAUUAUCUGGCUCUGGGAUAUUCUGGCCUCCGACUUCACACCCGAUGAGAGAGCCAUGUUUCUGAAGUUUGUGACCAGCUGCUCCAGGCCCCCGCUCCUGGGAUUCGCCUACCUCAAGCCUCCUUUCUCCAUCCGCUGUGUCGAAGUGUCGGAUGAUCAGGACACCGGGGACACCCUGGGCAGCGUCCUCCGGGGCUUCUUCACCAUCCGCAAGCGGGAGCCAGGCGGCCGUCUGCCCACCUCCUCCACCUGCUUCAACCUGCUCAAGCUGCCCAACUACAGCAAGAAGAGCGUCCUCCGGGAGAAGCUGCGCUACGCCAUCAGCAUGAACACGGGCUUCGAGCUCUCCUAGCCCCCGCCCCGCGCCCGUCCGCCUGGCCUCGCCCACUCCUGGGCUGCAGGGACCUUCAGGCCAGGAGGCAGCCUUCCCCGGGGAGCGUGCCCGACAUGCCAAGUGACAGCAGCCCACAGACACUCUCUAUAGCCAUGAGACUCCCCUGUGGCCUCCAGAACCGUGGAUGCACGUGACGACUCGACACAGCAUUCCCCAGGUGACACUAAUGGGAAGGGGGUGUUGAAAAUAAACCUCCAGAUUCCGCCAGCA